AUGGAAGUUCCAGGAAAAGUAAUUGGUGGUAAAGUUGGAGGAAAAGUCGGUGGAAAAGUACUUGGUCUUGGUAAAGGAGGAAAAGGAAAAACAGGUUCAGGUAAAACCAAAAAAGCUCCCUUAUCCCGUGCAUCAAGAGCUGGAUUACAAUUUCCAGUAGGUAGAGUUCACAGAAUGUUAAAGAGCAGAAUAUCCUCUGAUGGAAGAGUAGGUUCAACAGCAGCAGUUUACGCCGCAGCUAUUUUGGAAUACUUAACAGCAGAAGUUUUAGAAUUGGCAGGAAAUGCAACAAAAGAUUUAAAAGUUAAGAGAAUUACCCCAAGACAUUUACAAUUAGCCAUUAGAGGUGACGAAGAAUUAGAUACUCUUAUUAAGGCAACCAUUGCUGGUGGUGGUGUUAUCCCACACAUACACAAAGCUUUAAUGAAUAAAGUUCCACUUCCUCCAACAGCUCAAAAGAAACCAAAAAAAAACUAA
Molecule: messenger RNA, 477 nt
Organism: Plasmodium adleri (nom. inval.)
Lineage: Eukaryota; Apicomplexa; Aconoidasida; Haemosporida; Plasmodiidae
Product: histone H2A variant, putative
Exons: 3
Coding region: 1-477 (158 amino acids)
Cellular component (GO): nucleosome
Molecular function (GO): DNA binding; structural constituent of chromatin; protein heterodimerization activity
Source: RefSeq, a predicted model, not a curated record